Molecule: messenger RNA, 2258 nt
Organism: Lontra canadensis (Northern American river otter)
Lineage: Eukaryota; Metazoa; Chordata; Mammalia; Carnivora; Mustelidae
Gene: GPCPD1
Product: glycerophosphocholine phosphodiesterase 1
Exons: 20
Coding region: 205-2223 (672 amino acids)
Biological process (GO): glycerophospholipid catabolic process
Molecular function (GO): glycerophosphocholine phosphodiesterase activity; starch binding
Source: RefSeq, a predicted model, not a curated record
GCAGCUGAAACCGGUUUGAGCGGAGCCGCUUCCUGCCGCUCGGCGCCGCCGCGGGCUGCCUGGGGGAGCGCUGGCGAGGCGCUGACGGCGGGUGCCCGGCUUCUCGGCCCGCGGCCCUCGCUCUCGAGCGCGGCGGCGGCGACGACGACGACGGCGCGGACCCGCAGACCCGGCAGCUCAACAUUGUAAAAUAAAUCCACCAGAAUGACACCUUCUCAGGUUACCUUUGAAAUAAGAGGAACUCUUUUACCAGGAGAAGUUUAUGCCAUAUGUGGGAGCUGUGAUGCUUUGGGAAACUGGAGUCCUCAGAAUGCUGUGGCUCUUCUUCCAGAAAAUGAGACAGGUGAAAGCAUGUUAUGGAAAGCAACCAUUGUACUCACUAGAGGAGUAUCAGUUCAGUAUCGCUACUUCAAAGGGUGCUUUCUAGAACCAAAGACUAUCGGUGGUCCAUGCCAAGUCAUAGUUCACAAGUGGGAGACUCAUCUACAACCACGAUCAAUAACCCCUUUAGAAACUGAAAUUAUUAUUGACGAUGGACAAUUUGGAAUCCACAAUGGUGUUGAAACUCUGGAUUCUGGAUGGCUGACAUGUCAGACUGAAAUACGAUUACGUUUGCAUUAUUCUGAAAAACCUCCUGUCUCAAUAACAAAGAAAAAAUUAAAAAAAUCUAGAUUUAGGGUAAAGCUGACAUUAGAGGGCCUGGAAGAAGAUGAUGAUGAUAGGGUGUCUCCCACUGUUCUUCACAAAAUGUCCAACAGCCUAGAGAUAUCCUUAAUAAGCGACAAUGAGUUCAAGUGCAGGCAUUCACAGCCAGAGUGUGGAUAUGGCUUACAGCCCGAUCGUUGGACAGAGUACAGCAUACAGACGAUGGAACCAGAUAACCUGGAGCUAAUAUUUGAUUUUUUUGAGGAAGAUCUCAGUGAACAUGUGGUUCAGGGUGAUGCCCUUCCUGGACAUGUAGGGACAGCAUGCCUCUUAUCAUCUACCAUUGCUGAGAGUGGGAAGAGCGCUGGAAUUCUCACUCUUCCCAUAAUGAGCAGAAAUUCCAGAAAAACAAUAGGCAAAGUGAGAGUUGACUAUAUAAUUAUUAAGCCAUUACCAGGAUACAGUUGUGACAUGAAAUCUUCAUUUUCCAAGUAUUGGAAGCCGAGAACACCGUUGGACGUUGGACACCGAGGUGCAGGGAAUUCGACAACGACUGCUCAGCUUGCUAAAGUUCAAGAAAAUACUAUUGCUUCUUUAAGAAAUGCUGCUAGUCAUGGUGCAGCCUUUGUAGAAUUUGAUGUACAUCUUUCAAAAGAUUUUGUGCCUGUGGUGUAUCAUGAUCUCACCUGUUGCUUGACAAUGAAAAAGAAAUUUGAUGCUGAUCCAGUUGAAUUAUUUGAAAUUCCAGUAAAGGAAUUAACAUUUGACCAACUCCAGUUGUUAAAGCUUGCUCAUGUGACUGCUCUAAAAUCUAAAGAUCUGAAAGAAUCUGUGGUUGAGGAAGAAAAUUCUUUUUCUGAAAAUCAGCCGUUUCCUUCUCUUAAGAUGGUUUUAGAGUCUUUGCCAGAAGAUGUAGGGUUUAACAUAGAAAUAAAAUGGAUCUGCCAACAGAGGGAUGGAAUGUGGGAUGGUAACUUAUCAACGUAUUUUGACAUGAAUCUGUUUUUGGAUAUAAUUUUGAAAACUGUCUUAGAAAAUUCUGGGAAGAGGAGAAUAGUGUUUUCCUCAUUUGAUGCAGAUAUUUGCACAAUGGUUCGGCAGAAGCAGAACAAAUACCCCAUAUUAUUUCUGACUCAAGGAAAAUCUGAUAUUUACCCUGAACUCAUGGACCUCAGAUCUCGGACAACCCCCACUGCAAUGAGCUUUGCACAGUUUGAAAACCUCCUAGGGAUCAAUGCUCAUACUGAAGACCUGCUCAGAAACCCGUCCUAUAUUCAGGAGGCAAAAGCUAAGGGACUAGUCAUAUUCUGCUGGGGUGAUGAUACCAAUGAUCCCGAAAACAGAAAGAAACUGAAGGAACUUGGAGUUAAUGGUCUAAUUUAUGAUAGGAUAUAUGAUUGGAUGCCUGAACAGCCAAAUAUAUUCCAAGUGGAGCAGUUGGAACGCCUGAAGCAAGAAUUGCCAGAGCUUAAGAGCUGUUUGUGUCCCACUGUUAGCCGCUUUGUUCCCUCAUCUCUGUGUGGGGAGCCUGAUAUCCAUGUGGAUGCCAAUGGCAUCGAUAAUGUUGAGAGUGCUUAGUUCUUACUGGACAGAGGCCGUCUGGGGGCGUGCAC